Messenger RNA from Bacillus rossius redtenbacheri, 9686 nucleotides. Its product is annotated as piggyBac transposable element-derived protein 4-like. The transcript is spliced from 2 exons. Lineage: Eukaryota; Metazoa; Arthropoda; Insecta; Phasmatodea; Bacillidae. Bases 154 to 2121 code for a protein of 655 amino acids. The record is from RefSeq and is a predicted model, not a curated record.
CCAGUUGUGCAUUGUGCUGCUAUCUUAUGGUGUCCAGACAAACCAGUGUAACAUUAGGAAAGCGCGCAUAUAUACCUUCUAUUGUUGAUGUAUACAUUGUUCUAUGGCGACUACAGUAGUGUUGUGGAAAUGGAUAGCUGAUAUUUGAAGAUCAUGGCAUCUAAGAAAUUAACUUCAGAAGAAGCAUUAGCCCUAUAUUUUUCUUUGCCUGAAAAUGCAAGUGAAUCUGAAGAAGAUGGUGACACUUCAGAUGAAGAUGAACAUGAACCUUUUGUUCCAGUAACAACUAGAAAUGAAGCACAACAAUCUCCAUCUUCUUCGAGUGUCUGUGACCCAGGAACUUCUACGCAUACGCCUCAAACAAGAGGUUUUGUCCAGCAACAACAAAAAAUAAAUGAAAGCCAAGAGAGGGCAAUAACAAAGUCAGCAAAUAGGCCUACGUGCAGACAAACUCGUGGCCUACAACGAAAAUCAGAUGAAAUGUUAGAUGAAAAUCUAAGUAGGGUUAGUGCAGGCCAAGUUUCUUCAGAUUCAGAAUCUAGUGAGUCAGACGAGUGUGUAGUUCAGAGUAAUGAAGAAAUAUGGUCCCAGAAUGUACCCCAGUUUUAUGAAUCUUUGCCAGAUUUUAGUGUACCUGUGCAACCUAGAAUACAGUCCUUAGACUUGGUUGAGUGUAGCAGCCCAGGAGAAUUUUUCUGUGCCAUUUUUGACAAUGAACUCUUUGAGCACCUAGUGUCUCAAACAAAUACAUAUGCAAAGCAAAAACAGUUGGUCCACUGGACACCAUGUUGUGUUGAGGAAAUGAAAGCGGUGUUUGGCGUGUUUUUGCUAAUGGCUGUUCAUGUGUUACCAUCAUUAGACCAUUAUUGGUCUUCAGACCCACUCUUCAGAGUUGAAUCAAUUUGUCAGACGAUGACUUGUAAAAGAUUUAAAAAAAUCUUAGAAGCAUUGCACUGUAAUGAUAACACAAAGGCCAAAAAGCGUGGAGAAGAAGGGUAUGAUAAACUGUACAAAAUACGGCCUGUAUUUUCUGUUCUUCGAUCUAAAUUUGUGGCACUGUAUACUCCUUCAUCAUGUCACUCAAUUGAUGAGUGCAUGAUACUCUUCAAAGGGCGGUCUUGUAUGAAACAAUAUAUGCCGCUAAAACCAAUCAAACGUGGGUACAAAGUGUGGGCGAGAUGUGAUCCACUAACUGGUUUCAUGAGCGAUUUUGAUUUCUACACAGGUAAGGGAACUGAAGUACAUGAACAGGCAUUAGGUUCAACACUUGGUUCAAGAGUAGUUACUAAGCUCUGUUCCAGUUUGUUUGGCAGCCAACAACCUACUCUGAUUGUAUUCGAUAAUUUUUUUACUUCUGUAGAAUUACUGGAGAUACUGUAUCAGAAGAAUCUCUCAGCUGUGGGCACUGUUAGGCAAAACAGACGAUACUUACCACCACUACUAAAGAAGAAGAACAAGUUAGCAAAAGGAGAGCAUGUUUACUCAGUGAAAGCUUUUGUGUGUGCAAUUCAGUGGAAAGACAACAGGCAUGUAAACAUCCUAUCAUCUGCACAUAAUCCUCAAGAUAUUGUCGAAGUGAAACGUACACAGAAUGAUGGUACAAGAACUUUAGUCAAAUGCCCAAAAGCAGUAAGAGAUUACACUAUGUAUAUGAGAGGUGUAGAUCGUUUUGACCAGAUACGUGCAACAUACACUGUGUCACGUCGUUCCAGAAAGUGGUGGCACCGAAUUUUUUAUUUUCUGGUAGAUGCUGCACUUGUGAAUUCGUUCAUUUUGUACACACUUUCUGGUGACAGAGGUCAAAUUUCAUACAAACAUCUUGACUAUCAUAUCAGUGUUGCAAAGCAUUUGAUUGGUAAUUUUUCUUCUCGAAAACGGAAAGGUCCUAUUUCUGCCAACUAUUUGAAAAAACGCUUCCAUAAAGAUGGCAAACCCCUUGGAGUUCCUUUAGAAACUAGGUUUUCAAAUGUUGGUGUACAUCUACCUGUUGAAUUGGCAUCAUUCAGAAGAUGCAGACUGUGUUCCUCCAGUAAACACGAAAAAAGGACAAGAGUUGGUUGCAGUCAGUGUGAUGUACCACUCUGUAGUGUCCCGUGCUUUAAGACAUUUCAUACAAAGUGAAGAAUUUUGCUGGAACAUGAAAAAAGCAGUUAAGAUUUGUGUCUUUUUGUAGGCCAUGGGAAUAUUAUUCCCACUUGUUAAAUAUUUGAGCAGGCCAUGGGAAAUAAUUUCCCAUGCUAUUUUGAAAAAACUAACGCAAAACAUUGUUAUAUAAGGGUUUUGUGUAUGAUACUAUUUCCACUGAAUUGUAAAUAAAGUAAUAAAACUGUCUAAAUAUAACAUUUCAUAGUACUGCCUUAUAAAGGGUACACACACAAUAAUUUUUCCUUUAAACGUACUUGCAGAUUGGAAAAUUUUCCAGGUCUCUUGAAACACGUUUAAAAUGUAGUUUUAAUAAUAUGAACUGUAAAUAAUGAUUUAGAUGUUUUCAAAUACAGCAUACAGCAUUGCUGUCAUAAACAAUAUGACACAUUUACCAUACUUGAGCAAAAACUGAUAAAAGAAACAUUACCAUGAGUGCACUUAUUUGCUGAAUCAAUAAUUAUAGUAGUACAUAAUAUGGCAGUACCUGAAUUUUUUUCUUUUGGUUUAAAAUUAUUAUUUAAAACACCAACAGAUUUAAUUAAACGGAGAAAGAAAAAAAAUAAAAUAUAAAAAACAUUUAAGCAUAAGACCGGUAUGCAAAGUAUUGAACACAUGCAUGUACAAUAAGUUAAAAAUUUUAAUAUUUGUUGCAACAUAACCCUAUAAAAAACUUUACUCGCAAAACUUCGCCUCAAAAAUUGUUGCAGGAUGGAACAUUCUGUACUUUACCAACAAAAGAUCAUAGUUGCCCGGUGAUUUCAUUGACUGUGUAUGAAGAAUAUAUUUUCCAAUUUAAGUGCCUUUUAAACACAGUUGCAAUUUCCACAGGCAAUAAUAUUUGCAUGUUUACUUAGUAUUAAUAGAAUUUUAUAGACAUUUCAUAUGUUAAGGGAACUAACUGUACCCAGCAUCUCUGAUUUUUUUUAAAUAUAGGCCUCAUAUUGCAGUACACAUCUGUGGUUGCACAGAACAUCGAACGGGUCUGCACACUUCCAAGCCAGUGUUUGCAUCGCAGUGUACAUGUUACUCAUCUGCGUCGUCAGUGUGAAACACCUAGCUGUUACCUGCUGGCAGUUGCACGCUGGAGCCUGUUCACCAAUCACAGGCCAGACUGGUGCAGCAUGGAUAAGGUUAUAAAUACUUUUAGUUUUUGUUUUGUCACACCAAUUACCGAGAUGAAUGAUUUAAAAUAUAAACUAUAGCAAAAACUGGACAAUGCAUGAUGGAUGUGGCGGGUGGCCCACAGCACACGCCGAACUGCUAUUGGCUGGUAACUUGCGCACUGCGACUGGACAGGGCAACUGUGUCUCGCGGACCACUAAGCCAGUCCCUCAGCCUCUGGUCUGCACAAGUACUUCUUGAUAUAUUAAGGCCUCAAAAAAUAAGCUGUAAAAUUGUCGACAUUAACUGCACAUGUGCUAAGAACUCUCUCUUUUUAGAGUAAUUAUGGGAAGAAAAAGUUCUUCAAUAUUCUGGAUAUUGUUAAAAAGAAAAAAAGGAAGUAAAUUAUUUAUUUAGCAUGUGGUUUCUUGUAAUUAAGUGUGAUGAUGUUUCUGUAAUAAGUCUUUGGAAACAAAAAAAAAGUUUUUUGUUAGAAUACUAUAAAUAUUAGUAGCUGUGUUAUUCAGUAGGCCUGUGCAAGUAAACAAAUUUUCAAAUACAGUGUAAACUCUAUAUAACGACACUUAACGGACUGAGCAUUUUUCGGCGUUAUAGAGUGGUCGUUAAAUGGAGAGAAAUCAAAGAUAUAAUUUUACUAUUCUAUAUAUGUAUUUACUAGGGAUGGGGCGAAUCCUGAUUUCCUCGAAUCCGAAUCCUAACUCAAAUCCUCGACUGGAAUUGCUGAAUCUGGAACCCGAAUCCGAAUCUUUUAACAGAUGAUGUCCACAUAUCUAAUGUAAGUGAGAUGUAUUCUGCUUGCACUAAAAGUCCCUUGACUUUAUCACAUGUAGUUUGGUACAUUUCUGGUAUAGCCUAAGUGUAUAUAAAGACAAAAAUAUUUUCUUGAGAAAUUUCAGUUUUAGUACAGAUUAGCGGUUAGGAUUUUUUCUAUAAAUAAGCUAGAGGUCUGCGAGCCUAAGAAUUUUACUUCGAGCCGAGCUCGAGCUUUUGUGGUACAGUUACACUUUUGGGAAAUUAUUUUUAUCUUAACCUUAGUAUAAUGUUUGAAUAAAGUAUUAAAAUGAAGUGGGCUUAUUAAUUUUGGGUAAGUAUUGACAGUGUGUGUUUACAUUUUGCACUGCUAGAAAAAAAUAACAUUUUCUUUCCCAUUGAAUCUUACAUGUUUCCAUUGGUUUAUUAGUAACUGAUAUCAUCCAACUAACAUAACCAAGUAUAUGUUUGUGUAAAUGUAACAUAUCUUUGGGAAAAUUUCAUCCUUGUCAAUUUUUCUGGAGUCCUUACUGAGCUUCAACAAACUUAGCACCAAAAAUCAUGUUGUUUGAAAAGUACAUUCACAUUGUUUCAACAUUUCCACUUUUCAGCACAAUAAUUCUGAGAGAGAUUGUCACAGAGUAUUAAAUUCUGUUCUUUAAUCUAUCAUGCAGAACAAUAAUUUGUUCUGCAUGUUCAGGAGUUAAAUUAGCUCUACGAUUGGAGAUAGUGUUUCCAGCAGAAGAGAAGCGUCUAUCGCUAGCAACCUGCUUGGCUGGAAUGCUUUAGUAAAAUUGCUUAACCUCAAAAUUAGUGUCAUAAAUAUCUGUAACUGGUCAUUAAAGUUUAAUCAAUUGAAAGUAAUAAAAUAAAAGCAUUUUACUUCAUUCAAUUUACACUUGCAAAAAAAAAAACAUACACACAUAAACCUACAUGGAAAUUAGUCUUUUUCAAUAUCCUGAAAUCUGAAAUAUGUUUACUCAUGUCAUUAAAUGUAGAGCUGUAUUGAAGAAGCCGAUUUUGCCAAUAUUUAGUUGAAUCGGCAUUUCUGCCGACUUCCGAUACAGUACGCUUGUUAAUUUUCGGCCGAUAUUACUGAAAAACGAAAGAGACUGACAUAACCUAAAAAUCCACGAGUACCAUUUUCACUUUUCGUAGUAGUACUGCAUUCUUUCACAUCACAUUAUUUCUUAGCAAAAUGUGCCAACCGUACAUAUCAAAGUUUAACAUCCUUUUUUUUUUCAACAAUGUUCUUUAAUUUAAUAUGUCAUAAAUAAAUAAUACAUUACUAUCACGGUAAAUAUAGUGCAAAUAUGGUAGCCAUCAUGCUUCUGUAGUAAUUAUGGUAUCUAUAAAGAAUCUUUAGUUCUUAUUAUGGUAAUUAUCUUAAAAUAUCUAUUGGGUUUGUACUGCAGUUAUGGUACAUCAUUCAUAUUUCUUCGUAUGUUGUUGUUCAUUUGUCUUUUUUUCAUAUUUACGUGCGCCAUUAUUUGAGACAGAAAGUUUCAGAAAAAAUUUUAACGGACUUUAUGUCACACAUUUAAUGGCGUAAAUGAUGAGACCUCGGGCAAUUUAAACGCUUUAUACGGAAAAACCUAACAUGCGGGACCUAGUGAGUUUUACUGUAUUUUUUUUCCCGUAAAUAGUAAAAAACCGAAUCCUUUGACGAAUCCUAUAUCAGACCCGCCGAAUCUUCGAAUCCCUAGGAUUCGGCGGAUUCGGCGGAUAUUGGAUUCGGCGGAUAUUGGAUUCGGUCGCCCCAUCCCUAGUAUUUACUAAUAUAGUACACAUUUUACUCACGAACAUUAAUAUUCAUACAAAUAACAUUUUACUCACGAACAUUAAUAUUCAUACAAAUAACAACACUUAUUGUGUAUAGUUUUUUUUUUUUUUUUUUUUUGUUUUUCCAUAUUGUAGACAUGGUAGAGCGGCUAAAUCCAAAGCGUCUUCCAACAUCACUGAUCUUUUCACCCGUCUCUAUUGAGCGUAUUAAUAAAACAUUUUCGUUAAUACACAAAGAUUUUGGUUUACUCGCCAUGUUUACAGUUCAAAAGUCUGUAUAAGCAACUGCGAUAAUGUUAACUUGUAACAAAUUGUCAAAAGUCUAGUGACAGAGGUAAACAUGUGCAAGUUCAUCGUUAAAAAACCAAAGACAAAAUUUCUUAGAAUUUCCGGUACCUACGUCAGUCGAAGUAAACACAUGCUCGAAAUACAACAACAAAACAGCAAACAAAAGAACCUAAAGCACGUACACAGCUGCAGUUCGUAUCAACUUCGGCAACUUAGAAAGUUCUGCUUAAUGAUUUAUAAUGCCGUAUUGUUGUCGUUCAAUAGAGUGAGCGUGACACUAUACAGAGUGUAUUAUUGUAUAGAAAACAAGGUAAACCAACCAAAGUCAAGCAAUUUCGACGUUUUAAGGAGUUUGUCGUUAAAUCGAGUGACGUUAUAAAGAGUUUACACUGUACAUGAAGACUAGAAUUCAUGUUUGAUUUGACUUUGAAUAAUAACACUUAGUAGUAACGAACAUUAAUUUGAUUACGAAUAAUUGACAUCGCAUACUUCGUGAGUCUGUAGUACAUCAAAGUUUACUGUUGAGGUUGAGGUUAAUUUAAUUUUGUGGUAUAAAUACCCAGUGCUACUGUUUUAGCGGGACCACAUAGUUCAAAACAUGAAUGACAUUUUAAAUGCACAAGUAUUCAAAGCUGUCUUGUGGAGCAUCAGUGAAAAAAUCACGUCAACAAUUGAAAACAUACUUUUUUUAUAAAAUAAAUUUAUAAACAGGAAAACAAAUAUACAACCAUGAACUACAACAGAAAACAGAUAGUACUCCUAAUAAGUGUACAAAGUUUUUAUGUUCUUUUUAUUUAAGAAUGAGAAUACUAUAAUGAUAAAUGAGUUGUGUGAACUGUUGUUUCAAGCCGGCAGAAGUUAUUAUUUUAUUAUAUAAUAUUAACACAAAAAAAAUAAUUAUUACUGUGUAUUAUGAGACACUUGGAAUUUUGGACUUUUAUUGUAUGCAUGACAAGGAGUGAGUGAUACAAUGUUUCAAAAUAUUAUGGUAAUGUUAAAAUUGCAGAUAGAAACAGAGUUAGCUAGGGAUAGAAAGUUUGAAGUGUAAAUAUUACAAGUUGCAGCCUAAUGAUGUAUCAAGUUCACACUUUUCAUUUAUGUCACAAUGUCUGUUAAUCAAAGAUACAUAAGCAGGUAAGCUGCUACUGCGUGUCAUGGUGGUAUAUAGAUUGUCACCAUCAAUUUAUACGCCGUUGCAACUAUCACGUCAAUAUUUUUUAAUUGCCACUGCAAGGGAGAGUCUGUCAUGGUUUUUGGCUUUCAUUUAUUUUUUCCCCCACUACUGAUACAUGCGAUAUACCUAAAAAUAAUAGUUUUUUCCCCCUCAAGUUUGAAAAAUUCCAAAUAGUCCGUGCUUCAAAUCUUGCACACUAUAUUUUCCGCUUUCGAUUUGCAUAAUGUAGGAAAACUUGUAAUUAAAACACAGAGUAUUGUUCAUGUUUGAUUAUGCAGUCCCAUUAAAACAUUAAACUUGGUAUUCAUAUCAUACAAAUGACCUAACCUAAACAGUAUAUGACAUACUCAUGAGGAAUCAUUUUUAUGUCAAAUAUUCAAACACCAGUAAAAUAUUUGUUAUUUUAAAGUGAUAGGUUUCGAAGACAAAUAAAUUGUUUCAAAGUCCAGUCAAAUACAAAUAAAAUCAACUAUCUGUAUUUUCUAAAAUUUCACAAUAUUCACAUUGGCCUAGAAAAUAGCCAUGGUAACAAUUAAAAAAUAAAAUUUUUAGUAGUGUUGGGCCGAUUCCUAAAAUAUACCGAUUCCGAUUCCAUUUUCGAUUCUUAAAUUAAAGGGUCGAUUCUUCGAUCCGAUUCAGAUUCCUUAAUUUUUAGCUGACAAUGUUCAACAGAGUAAUACACUCAGAAAAAAAAAGGUUGUUUAUGAUUUUAAAAAUAUAAUUGCAUAAUUAUAUAUAAUAUAUAUAUUAUUGAUAUAAUUGUGUUUCAUUUUCUGUGCAGAAAUUAACAUUAUAUACAGCUUAUAUAAUGUUAAAAAGUAUGUUCAUUACCAUCAAGUUAUGCUACCUUGAAUUUCUAGCACAAUUUGGCCUUUUAACCUUGCAUAUAGUUAGACGAAACAUGUGUUCAAACACUGCCAAUAAUCAAAGAUGUCUUAUGACGUAUUUUGUAAAUAAUGUUAUAACUUAACCAACUUUUGAUACCUUACAUUAUCAACUCAAUUAAUUAAUUCUAAAAAAAGAGGUUUGUACGUUUAGGUUAAGAAUUUUAUUUUCAAGCGCAAGUAAAUAAUGAUCCAAAUAAAAUGACAAUAUAACCUCGUUGAUACAUAUUUCAAGGGACCAUCUCACUUGGUGAAAAGAAUAAAUCCAUCCAGUCUUGCAGUUCUUCACAACCGUAAAGAGAAAAUAAAUUUUCGGUUCUUGACUAAGAACAUUCUGUGCAUGUUUAGCAUCUCAAAAUGUCCACAUUUUAUGGUGAGAUUUUCUUACACAAAAUAAUUAAACUCUUAAAAAAAUUGUGUGUUAACAUUUAAUUCAUUUCAAAAAUUUAUCGGAAACAAUUCUGUUAAACACAACUACUUUCAAGAUUGUUUAUGUCUGGUAAUAAAAAUUUACGAACGUUUCAGCAGCAAUGUUUGGAAAUCCAGAUUAGCCAAUAUAUCUAAUGUAAAAAGAGCAUCGCUGAACACGCACAAGAACGCCGAUUUACAGCAAUUUGGUUAUGUUGCUUUUAAACUUAUUUUAAUAUGGUCGCAGUAAUCCACUGUCAAUUUGGGUAAAAUCUCGUUCAAAAAUUAUUUCAUUUAAUUCUGUAAAGUUUAAAGUGCAGAGAUGUGAAACAUCUUAAUUUUCACGUUCACGUCACCAAAGAUUUGGUUCAUGGCCGUAUGGUUUACCAUGGCCGGUAGCACAAACAAAAAAUUAGGUUGUUUACAAUGGCAAAUGUAGCUGCCAUGAUCAAGUUGUUAACGUUUUACGUUAUUUUACUUGCCGUUUACAUUUACAUAAUUUUCUUUAAACAUUUAUGGUUUUGUCUAGUUAUUUUUGAAGGUUUACUAUUAAAUGCAGUGCUGCUGCAACGUAAUUUCCGAAAAAUGCUUUCGUUUAAAGCGGGAAAGUAGAUACUGCAUUUGUACUAUAGGGAAAAUGGCGGUGCAAGUAAAUAAAUACGUUAAUUACCGUAAUUCGUAAAUCAGUUUUGUAAAAAAGAUUGUAUUAUGUAGUUUAAAAAUUAUAUUUGCAUUCAUUUUAGUAUUUUCUUACGUUGCGUAGGAGAUGUAUUUUGUAAACUUAAAAACAAUGCAGGAAUCGGUCAUGGUCGAUUCCAAAACCAUUGUAUUCUGAAUCCCACGAUUAUACUGGAAUCGGUGGGACCGACCGAUUCCGGAAUCGGAAUCGACCCAUCACUAAUUUUUAGUUAAGGAAAGAAUUAUUCAGUAAUGAGUAAAUUUUUUCACAUUACAAAUGGAAGAUAAGAUUCCUCUCGCAACUGACAUGGAAUCAUGUAUGAUUCAAAACAUACAGAAUGUUGAGGAAUUGUACACAUUUAUAUAAGUUUGCUUAAGCAACAAUAAAACUGACAAUUUUAUAUCUAUUAAAAGUUGUCUUCAAAGUUUAUUUUUUAAAAAAAAAAAAUUAAAAA